Messenger RNA from Camelina sativa (false flax), 1297 nucleotides. RefSeq names its product peroxidase 9-like. NCBI's taxonomy places the organism in Eukaryota, Viridiplantae, Streptophyta, Magnoliopsida, Brassicales, Brassicaceae. Gene Ontology annotation, biological process: response to oxidative stress; hydrogen peroxide catabolic process. The record is from RefSeq and is a predicted model, not a curated record. Gene Ontology annotation, molecular function: heme binding; peroxidase activity.
GGAGCAGUUAGCUUUUGGAAUCUCUUCAAGUAUAAAACCCCCACCACUCUACUAUUAUCUCAAAUCAAAAACUCUCAAGUUACAAAAAUGGCUAUCUCAAUGCUUACUCCUGGUCUUGUUCUCUUUGCCAUGUUCUCCUUUGAUAUUGUUGUUGCUCAUUCAGGUCUAGGAUUUGGAUGGAGAAGUAAUCGCCCCAUUGGAGGAACUUUUUCCUCAAGUCUUUACCCACAAUUUUACCAAUUCUCUUGCCCACAAGCUGAUGAGAUUAUCAUGACUGUACUUGAAAAAGCCAUAGCUAAAGAGCCAAGAAUGGCAGCAUCUUUACUCAGGCUUCACUUCCACGAUUGCUUCGUCCAGGGAUGUGAUGCAUCAAUCUUGUUGGAUGAUAGUGCUACCAUAAGAAGUGAAAAGAAUGCGGGACCAAACAAGAACUCCAUUAGAGGGUUUCAAGUCAUCGAUGAGAUCAAAGCCAAACUAGAGCAAGUUUGCCCUCAAGUCGUCUCUUGUGCCGACAUUCUAGCUCUUGCUGCUCGUGGCUCAACUGUACUGAGCGGUGGACCAUCAUGGGAGCUUCCAUUAGGGAGAAGAGACUCGAGGACAGCGAGCCUCAAUGGCGCAAACACGAACAUUCCUGCACCUAACUCCACUAUUCAGAACCUCUUAACAAUGUUCCAACGCAAAGGUUUGAACGAAGAAGACCUUGUUUCCCUAUCAGGAGCGCAUACGAUUGGAGUAGCGAGAUGCACAACGUUCAAACAAAGGCUAUACAAUCAAAACGGUAAUAACCAACCAGACGAGACACUAGAGAGGUCUUACUACUAUGGUCUAAGAUCGAUUUGUCCACCAACAGGAGGGGACAGCAACAUUUCACCUCUAGACUUAGCCUCUCCUGCUAGAUUCGACAACACAUACUUCAAGCUCCUCCUAUGGGGAAAAGGCUUAUUGACAUCAGAUGAAGUGCUUCUCACUGGCAACGUAGGCAAGACUGCUGCAUUAGUGAAAGCUUACGCAGAAGACGAGAGCCUUUUCUUUCAACAAUUCGCAAGGUCGAUGGUAAACAUGGGGAACAUUCAACCUCUUACUGGUUUUAAUGGUGAGAUCAGAAAGAGUUGUCAUGUGAUUAAUUAAAAACAAAAGAAAAAACUUUGUUUUCAGCAUAUUAUUGUAUUAAUGGCGGUCGAGGAAGAAAUAAGUCGUCGUGUGAUGUUUUUUCAAUAUGUUAGUGAUCUAGUUAAACAACUUUAUGAAUGAAAAUGUACCGUUCGUUGUUUAAAGGAGUGAACCCAUUAAAAAUUUG